UGUGUUUGUCAAGGGCUCUUUUAUCCCAACAGAUAUGUAAAUCGAGGCACCAUUUCCCCUUUAAAGGAGCCCCAUGGUUUCCCUCUUCAGACAACACCCAGGAACAUAAACCUUGUGCAAUUUUCUCUCUUGUCUCUUGUCAAUUCCCUCCAUUCAUUCAGUGAAAAUGUGGCUCAACCUUGUGUCCUUACUAGUAGUCCUCAAAGGAGUCCAUUCUCAAGUCCAGUUGGUGGAGUCUGGAGGGGACGUGAGAAGACCUGGAGGGUCCCUCCGUCUCUCCUGCCAAGCCUCUGGAUUCACGUUCAGCAGCUACUGGAUGAGCUGGGUGAGACAGGCUCCAGGGAAAGGACUGGAAUGGGUGGCAUACAUCAGCUACUCUUCUGGUACUAUUAGCUACUCAGACAAAGUGAAGGGCCGCUUCACCAUCUCCAGGGACAAUGCCAAAAGCGAGCUGUAUCUGCAAAUGAACAGCCUCAAAGCUGAAGACACAGCAAUUUAUUACUGUGUGAGACACACAUAUCGUGGCAGAAGCCUGGAAAUGAAACCUCAGAGAGUCCAGUCUCAAGUUCAGUUGGUGGAGUCUGGAGGGGAUGUGAGAAGACCUGGAGGGUCCCUCCGUCUCUCCUGCCAAGCCUCUGGAUUUGAUUUCAGCAGCUAUUGGAUGGGCUGGGUGAGACAGUAUCCUGGAAAAGGCCUGGAAUGGGUGGCAUACAUAAGUACUGGUUCUAGUACUAUUCGCUACUCAGACAAAGUGAAGGGCCGCUUCACCAUCUCCAGGGACAAUGCCAAAAGCCAGCUGUAUCUGCAGAUGAACAGACUCAAAGCUGAAGACACAGCAAUCUAUUACUGUGCGAGAGACACAGUGAGAGGAAGUGAAUCUGGAGCCAAACAAGAACCUUCCUUUUUUCAGAGCAGUUCUUCAACUUGA
This is a messenger RNA of Crotalus tigris (Tiger rattlesnake), 928 nucleotides long. RefSeq names its product Ig heavy chain Mem5-like. Bases 167 to 928 code for a protein of 253 amino acids. Gene Ontology annotation, molecular function: antigen binding; immunoglobulin receptor binding. The transcript has 4 exons. Lineage: Eukaryota; Metazoa; Chordata; Lepidosauria; Squamata; Viperidae. The record is from RefSeq and is a predicted model, not a curated record. Gene Ontology annotation, cellular component: blood microparticle; external side of plasma membrane; immunoglobulin complex, circulating. Gene Ontology annotation, biological process: B cell receptor signaling pathway; complement activation, classical pathway; phagocytosis, engulfment.